AUGGAGGCACAGCGCAGGUUCCUGGAGGAGGCGAAGCUCUCGCAGGUGGUGGAGAACAAGCCCGCCUUGGUGUGGGUGGAGCCCUCCACCACCGUCGCCAGCGUGUGCGACGAGCUGAGGCUGCACAACAUCCUCUCCCUUCCUGUAUACAGCAAAGAGACGAAUGAGUUUGUGGGGAUCGCCAACGUGGCCGACAUUGCGUUGUUCAUCGCCUGGGGCAGCGUCGACCUGGUGCGCAAGCAAAAGGAGGACAAGCCCCAGAUGAGCGAGAUGGAGCUCGUGCCGAGGCUCAAGUUUGCCGACCGCCCCAUCACGAGUUUCUUCUGCAUCUUCGACGCCAGCGACUCCGUGUACAGUGUGCUGGAGCCCUUGUCCAAAGGCUACCACAGGGCGUUGGUGAGGCUCACACCGCAGGCCAGUAAGCCUGAGGACUACCGCUUGCUCACGCAGACCGACAUCGUGCGGUUCCUGUUCGCCAACCGCGACAAGCUGGACCAGGCGCUCUUGUCGCAGACAGUUGCGCAGGCUGGGCUCGUGCAGGGCAGGAAGAACAUGUUGUGCGUCAGCGAAGACGAAGCGCUCAACGUGCUCCAGGCCUUCCGGCGAAUGACUCAACGGGACAUGAACUGCAUUGGGAUUUGUGACAAGAGUGGCCGUCUGGUGUGCAACCUGUCCGCAUCGGACCUGCGCGGCAUGGCACCCGAUCGGUUGAAGAUGCUCCUUCUUCCUGUGCGCGACUAUCUGACCGCCAUGUACGGCGAGACGCUUUGCCACAAGCUCUACCCAAUUACCUGUGCCCCCGACGCAAAGCUGGCCGAUGUAAUGGAGAGCGUGCUGGCUCACAAAGUGCACCGCGUGUGGGUCGUCGACGAGACCGAACAGCCGGUGGGUCUCGUCUCACUGUCGGAUAUCAUCUGCAAGUUCUCCCCUUACGACUACAAGGCCAGCAACACCGCACCGGCCACCAUUACCAGCCUGCACUAA
Acanthamoeba castellanii str. Neff is the source of this 984-nucleotide messenger RNA. RefSeq names its product CBS domain containing protein. The coding region runs from base 1 to 984 and encodes 327 amino acids. The transcript has 7 exons. Lineage: Eukaryota; Discosea; Longamoebia; Acanthamoebidae. The record is from RefSeq and is a predicted model, not a curated record.